AUGCCUAUCCAAACAUUAUCCAAGGCCGCCAGAAUCAUACUGGUCGGCGCGCCUGGAGUCGGCAAGGGCACCCAGACCGAGCGCUUGAUGAACAAAUUCACUGAGCUCUCGGCCAUCAGCUCCGGCGACCUGCUGAGGAAAAAUGUUCGGGAGCGGACCCCCCUUGGCAUACAAGCCGAACACACAAUGAAAUCUGGCAAAUUAGUACCCGACGCCAUGAUCUUGCGCCUUAUCGUCAACGAGCUCACGACCCGCGGGUGGAUACGAGACAAUGCCCUGCGCCCAUAUGCGCUCAACUUUAGCUCCACAGAUAUGCCAGAGACUACAGUAGAUGCAGUCAUGAUUCCCUCGGCGGUACGGGCUCCGCGAUACACCUUCUCCAACAGGCCAUCCGCCUCCUUCAUACUCGACGGCUUUCCAAGAACCGCUGUUCAGGCGAUACAGCUCGACAACAUCGUGCCCAUCAACAUGGUGGUCAACCUCAACACUCCGAGUGAUAUCAUCAUUGAUCGCAUAUGUAACCGCUGGGUACACGAGGCCUCGGGACGUGUCUACAACACUACAUUCAAUGCGCCCAAGGUUGACGGUAAGGAUGAUAUCACGGGUGAGCCACUCACCCGGAGGGCGGACGACGACCCAGAGGUGUGGAAGGCGCGGUUGAAGAGUUUUAAAGAGAACAACGAGCCUCUGCUUGAGCAUUAUGACAAGCUGGGUGUGCUCUGGACGGUCAAUGGGAACAGCAGCGACGAGAUUACUCCACAGCUUUUUGAGGAGUUCGGCAAGCGCUUCGGCGCUGAUGACUGA
Molecule: messenger RNA, 804 nt
Organism: Alternaria arborescens
Lineage: Eukaryota; Fungi; Ascomycota; Dothideomycetes; Pleosporales; Pleosporaceae
Exons: 2
Coding region: 1-804 (267 amino acids)
Biological process (GO): nucleobase-containing compound metabolic process
Cellular component (GO): cytoplasm; mitochondrion
Molecular function (GO): ATP binding; AMP kinase activity
Source: RefSeq, a predicted model, not a curated record